This is a messenger RNA of Hyla sarda, 1981 nucleotides long. RefSeq names its product twinfilin actin binding protein 2 (gene TWF2). The record is from RefSeq and is a predicted model, not a curated record. Gene Ontology annotation, biological process: barbed-end actin filament capping; regulation of lamellipodium assembly; positive regulation of neuron projection development. Gene Ontology annotation, cellular component: myofibril; cytoplasm; actin filament. Gene Ontology annotation, molecular function: actin filament binding; actin monomer binding. The coding region runs from base 118 to 1167 and encodes 349 amino acids. NCBI's taxonomy places the organism in Eukaryota, Metazoa, Chordata, Amphibia, Anura, Hylidae. The transcript is spliced from 9 exons.
GAUUCGCACGUCUACUCAUACUCCUGUGUAGCUCCACCCCUCGGGCAUCCGGCCCCGCCCCUCCCCGCAGGCCAGUGAGAGCCGCUCCCUGAUCCCGAUUUGUCACGAUAUCACGACAUGGCGCACCAGACCGGUAUCCACGCUACCCCAGAACUGAAGGAAUUCUUCGCAAAGGCUCGAAAUGGAUCUAUCCGGCUGAUAAAAGUGGUCAUCGAAGAUGAGCAGCUUGUGCUGGGCACUCACAAGGAUCUGAGAAAGAGCUGGGACCAAGACUACGAUGCCACCAUCCUUCCACUCUUGGACGACAGUCAGCCAUGUUACAUCCUGUACCGUCUCGACAGCCAGAAUGCCCAGGGUUAUGAAUGGCUUUUCUUGUCCUGGUCACCUGAUAAUUCCCCGGUACGGCUGAAGAUGUUGUACGCAGCGACAAGAGCGACUGUCAAGAAAGAGUUUGGUGGCGGACACAUUAAGGAUGAACUGUUUGGCACAGUAAAGGAAGAUGUCACUCUCAGCGGAUACCAGAGACAUGUGUCAUCCUGUGCUGCACCGGCGCCACUCACCGCCGCUGAGAGGGAACUGCGGGAUAUCAAAAUCAAUGAGGUGAAGACUGAGAUCAGCGUUGAGAGUAAACAGCAGACCCUACAGGGAUUGUUCUUCCCUCUAAGACCCGAGGCAAUGGAGGCCAUUCAGCUCCUGAAGCAGAUGAAAAUCAAUUACAUACAGCUGAAACUGGAUCAAGAAAAAGAGACUAUUGAUCUGGUUCAUACAAAGCACACUGACGUCCAGGACCUGCCGGCGAGGAUCCCCAAGGACGCAGCACGCUACCACUUCUUCCUGUAUAAACACUCCCAUGAGGGAGAUUACCUGGAGUCUGUAGUUUUUAUUUACUCCAUGCCGGGCUAUAAGUGCAGUAUCAAGGAGCGCAUGCUGUACUCCAGCUGUAAGAAUCGGCUUCUAGAAUCUGUAGAGCAGGAUUUUCAACUGGAAAUUGCCAAAAAGAUUGAAAUUGAGGAGGGUUCUGAGUUAACUCCGGAGUUCCUCUAUGAUGAAGUGCACCCCAAGCAGCAUGCCUUCAAACAGGCUUUUGCCAAACCCAAAGGACCUGCUGGAAAACGUGGACAGAAGCGCCUGAUUAAAGGGCCCGGUGAAAAUGGGGAGGACAGUUAGAUACCCAAGUCGCUGCCAAAUUUGACCUGAGAGAUUAGUACCAAGACUGGGCCCGUGGGAUGUGCGGAAACCUCUGCCUUCAUUUUACUUUCUCUGCCGCAAGAUGAUAUGAGUCUGGCGCAAGGGUCUGGGGGAGCGUCUGCUCCAUCAUCUUCGUCAUUGUGGCUUGUUACAUGGACGUGUUCCGGAUCAAUCCUCCCUUUUUUUUACUUUUUGCUUUUGUCUGUGCCUGAAUGAUGUCAGAUUUGAUGAACAACGUGUGUUGGAUAGGGGUUCGUGAUAACGGUCAUGGCAGCCACAGCGAUAAUCUCUGUUAUUUUAUUCUAGAUACAAUGAAUCAGCAGGAGGAUCGGCGUCAUUCAUGAUUUUAACCGCCUGUAUCAUUGUUUACUUUUUGGAAUUGGGUUACAGACCUCUAGUGUUACAUUCUGCAAAAUCAGAUUAAAACACUAUGGGCCACUAUGGGGCAGGGUUCAGCAGCAUGCUACAUUUACCAAUUGCAUGCUCUUCCCAGAAAAAAAACAAAUAAAUCUGACGCUGAUGAGGUCACAUGAUACGCAUGAGAAAUUAGUCAAAACGGAUAGAAUUGUUUUCCCUUUUAUCUGGACACUUACUGCCAGAUUGUUCAAGGCUGCUCAUGUCCUCCUGGAUUGCUACUUUUUUUUUUUCCUUUCUUAGGGGUGGUUUACAUUCCAGAAAAUAAGAAAUUAACAAAAAUCAGACUCAACCAAACAAAUCAGACAAAUUCACCCUUAGCUCUGUAUUUUCUAUAGAAAAACAAAAUAAAUAAAAAUUACUUUGUUUUUUAAGUGGC